Molecule: messenger RNA, 1011 nt
Organism: Sungouiella intermedia
Lineage: Eukaryota; Fungi; Ascomycota; Pichiomycetes; Serinales; Metschnikowiaceae
Source: the annotation of a GenBank genome assembly
AUGACCACCAAGGCAGUUGAGGUGAGUUUGAUAGAGUUAUCCAAUGGGUUGCAGUUAGAGCUUCUUGAAACAGCUUUUGGCCCAGAAUCUCUCGGCAUUAUUAUUAUUAAAGAUCUACCCCAAGAGUACCAUGUACUUCGAUUAAAGGUUCUCAAGAGUAUGUCGCUAUUGGCGAAUCUACCUGAGCUAGAACUCAAAAAGCUCGAGUCUCCUGAAUCUCUGUGGCUUACGGGGUGGUCUUGUGGCAAAGAGUUCUUGAAGUCCACAGGUGGUCCAGAUACGAACAAAGGCUCAUUCUAUGUCAACUGUGCCUUUCACAAAGAUGCUGCCCUUGAAGGACCAGAACUAGCGUUGGUAGAUGAGUUUGAAAAUUUCAAGACAUACACCACGCCGAAUAUUUGGCCACCGCAAGAUGCAGAAGGUUUGGAAUGUUUCCAAGAGAAUGUGAAGAAGUUGGUCAAUAUGAUCAUCAAUGUGGCAGAGAAGGUGGCAGAGAAUUGUGACAGAUACAUUGAAGGCUCACAUUCCAACUACCCUAAAGGAUUCUUAAAGAGAGUAGUUCGGGAUUCAACGUGCUCAAAGGCAAGGUUGUUGCAUUAUUUUCCAAUGAGUAAAGGAGGAGACUCUGACGAUUGGUGUGGAGAACAUCUCGACCACUCAUGCAUCACUGGAUUAACCUCUGCACUCUUUCUUGAUGAAUCAAAGGGUUUGACACAUGCAUUGGACAAGUCUCCAGACCCCAAUGCUGGAUUGUACAUUCGGAAUAGAAACAACCAAGUGCACAAGGUAAACAUACCUACGGACUGUCUAGCAUUUCAGACAGGCUCAGCGUUGCAAGAAAUAUCCAGAAAUAAUUUUAAGGCCGUUCCUCACUACGUUCAAGGUACGUUUAUUCCAAAUAUUGCUCGUAAUACUCUCGCAGUGUUUUGUCAGCCAGACUUGGACGAGCCUGUCAAUGAUGAGGAAAAUUUCGCCCAAUUCGCCGAGAGAAUAGUCAAGAGCAACCACUGA